AUUUGCAAGUAUUAAGAACCUAGCUUCGAUAGAGGCAGUGUCGGCUGUCUGAGGCCUAAACUGAAUUGAAACAAUUUCUACCUCAUAUUUAUUUUCUUUCACCUCUUGGAGUAAUAUUCGUGAACAUUUCUAGGAUUAAUAUCAGCGAUUCUGUGUUUUUUCUUCUGUUUUGCGAUUCAUCUGCAACUUUUAUAAUACAAAAUGGAUCACUUUUCACUGGUUUGUUGCGAAACUGAUAUCGGAGGUAAAGCACACAGGGCCAUCAAGGACCCCGUUUUAUUGAAUGACAGCAGAGUGUUAACGAAUUUGCUCUCCACAGAGGAUAAAUAUCUACCCCAUACUUGCUAUUUCAACUGUGUGCAAACUGACAUUCAACCAUACAUGAGAAAAAUGGUCACUGAAUGGAUGGCAGAGGUGUGUUCAGAACAGAGGAUGGAAGAAGAGGUGUUUCCUUUAAGUGUAAAUUAUUUGGACAGAUUUCUUUGUAUCAGGGAUAUUAAAAGAACACGAUUGCAAUUGUUGGGGGCCGCCUGCAUGUUCCUGGCAUCAAAGUUAAAAGAGACCACCCCUAUCAGCGGUGAACAGCUGGUCAUGUACACAGACAACUCCAUUACACUUGAAGAGCUUACGGAUAUGGAAUCUCAAAUAUUACAUCUUCUAAAGUGGGACCUGUCUGCGAUUGUACCCAAUGACUUUCUCGACCAUGUACUUCAUCGGAUGUCUUACAACAAGAGCAUUUUAACUGCAGUCAAAAAGCAGGCCCAAACAUUUGCUGCUUUGUGUGCAACAGAUUCUAAAUUCAUGAUGAUCCCACCUUCAAUGAUUGCUUGUGCUGCAAUAGGUACAGCAUUUAGGAAUUUGAAUUGCGAGUCAGGAACUGAAUUAAUGACAUUGCAUGCCAUCACAGGCAAUGAUAUGGAUUUAAUUAGAGGUUGCGUGGAACAGGUAGAGCAGACCAUUCGUAACUGCAUGUCUGCGUACAAUCAGAGCCAGACUCCAACAAAGCAAGACUCUCACAAGCAAGAGCAGCCCACCACUCCUACAGACGUCAGGGAGAUCAACAUAAUGGCUGUAGACAGUGUUCAGAAACCAGUGCCAGUUAUGUAUUGACCUUGGUGGCAGUAAUGAAACUACUCUAGCAUUGUGACUUGCUAUGGUGCGUGAUCCUUCAUUGAAAGGUAUCUUGUCGCUGCUCCUUGAGUCUCUCCUGAUUGGCUUCUAUGCCUUGGAAAUGUUCAUCUUAAUUUUAAAAAAAUUGACCCAAAAAAAUGAGCUCUCCAAUCAAGGAUGUACAAGCUUCUUCUCCACUUCGUCAAAGAAAUGCAUACAGUGAUUUUAGUCUGUAGCAUCCUUAUGUGGACUUAACAAAAUUUAAAAGUAUUUAAAAAUGAUUAAAAUACCUUACCGCUGGAAAUAACAAUGGAUUCGUAUGGAUAAUAAGACUUUUUUUUAACACCCAAUGCGGGUGUGGGGUAGCUGUUGCCAAAUUUGUACUACUUUUCUCCCUCUGAGAAUAUGGUUCUUUGUUGUUCUAUUUAAGUCUUCCAUGAAGAUGUAUAUUAAAAACUAAAUGUGGCCAACUUCAAUGGUCAUAAUUUUUUUUUAAAUCAUUCUCUUUGACCAUCAAAAAUAGUGAAUGCUGUGUCUGCAUAAAAAAAAAAAAAAAAUUUGUAUGGCUUAAAGUAUAAAAUGCAGUCAUGAAAAACACGCUAAUUUGUUUAUAUGUGUAGCAUUAUCUUAUUAUAGUUCUGUUAGAUGCUUAUUCUGCAAAUGGAAUGGCUAGCAAACUUGUUGAUGGGGAUAUUAUCUUUUUUGUUUAUGCUGCCAUCUUGUGGGUUGCACAAAUUUCACAAGUUAGCAUGGAUAUAUUAUCUUAAAUUUUAGUUACAGUAGUUUAGCAUUGAACAGAAACUUCUUAUCUUUGACUUGAAAACUAGACGCUUGUCUAAUCCUGUGUUCAAUUAAUGAAGCAACGAAAUAAAUUAUUUAUUGUCUCGUGUCUUAAAAGCUUGCCGAAGUAAGAUCACAUUCGGUUCUUUAGAAUACGUACAAAAAUGUAGCAUCCUAAAUGUGUAUAAAAGUAUUUAUAUUUUAACAGAAUGUGUUCAUGAAAUAUUUAAAAUAUACUUUUUUUAAUAGAUCUAUUCUAUAUAAUUUUUUGUAUAACCACAGUUUUGUCAGUGAACCAAUUGCAUCCAUCAAAAACAUGUUGACUUCAAAUCUUGUGUAGAAACCAAGCUUUGACACCAAUGUAACUGACCUGCAUGUUGUGGUCUUGGGAGGUGUUGUACAAUAUACAAUGUGAUAGACCAGAUCAUUGCGACUGAGCCUCAGGCCUUCCCAGGACCACAAUAAACUAUUAUUUAUCUGUGAUGUGGCCAGUGGUCUUUUUUUUUUUUUUUUUUAAAGUGGGGCCAAUUCUUUUUUCUUUGGUUUAUAUAUACAUAUAUGCAUGUGUAUGUAUAGAUUUACAUAUAUAUGUGUAUAUGUAUAAUAGAAUUAUGUGUUCAUAAGUUUUAAAUUUCGUACUUGGAAAGAAACUUUAAAAGAGAGAGGUGAUUCAGACAUGGUUUUAUAUUUGUGAGCUAAGAUAAAGUCCUUUUUUUUUUUGUUCACUACCAAGUAACAAAUUCAUGUACGUCAUUUUUUCUAAUCUAAAUAUGUCUCAUUUGCAUAUGUACAAUCUAAUUGUCUUACAGUUUGAUUUUAUUGUGAAAUCAAUAAUAAUAAAUCUUGUGGAUUGUUUAUUUUCAAAUAUUUUGUUCUGAUUGGCUUAUGCACAGAUAUGUGUAGACAAAAACCAUUUUAAGUUGUUUUUUUUAAUUUUUAUUUUGGUUUUGAUUUUUGAAGUGUCAAAAAAAAAAUAAAAAAAGUCGUAGCUCAAUGAAAACAUCAAAUUUAAUUCCCUAUUGAGAUAAUGUUGACAGCCUUACUAUAGUCAUGAAAUGUUCCAUAUAUAUAUAUAGUUAGAUUUCUAUAUCAAAUAGAUUCAAUCUGUAGUUUGUGCAUUGUAUCUGUCUAUCUCUGUGUACAUAACUGAAGCUUGCACCAUUGUUUUUUUUUGUUUUGUUUGGUGUAUAGAUUUAUUAACCGGCUCAUUAGCUCCUUAGUAAUCACACGUAAUUGUUUAGUACCUAUGUACAGUGUGUGUUGAGUGCUAUUACAUGUCAACACUGGCUUUCAAUCUGUAUUAAUAAAAACAAUGCAAGAGUCUCCUGUUUCUAAUCCUUCCAUUUGGAAAAUGUGAGAAGCACUGCUGGGAAUGGCUAAUGUCUAGGUGUGGCUUCUUCCUUUUCUUUCUCGUUUCUUGACAUACCUCAGUUGAACCUGUCAUUGACAUGUCUAAUAUAGCCUUUAUAUGUACCGGUAUAUCCAUGUCAAAUGUCUAAAGCUGCAUGCUUCUAAGUUGUUUUGGGUUUUUUUUAUAUUGGGGUUGACACAACUAAUUGGGGGAUCUGGGUGUAAACACACUUCCCUAAAGAAAAAUGAAUAAAAUUUUGGGGCUGGGGAUUGCUUUUUGACUUUGGAAUUGAUAUUUUUGUUUAUGAAAAUUUCUUAGUCCCUGCUAAAGUAUUGUGAUGGUUUGAUGAACUAUUCAGGGUCUUUCAGUACACCAUGGGUUCCUCUGGAUGCUGUGAUAACAAAGAGGUUGGUGAGGACAUGCACACUCUUAAUUCCACUCAGAAGCUAUUUUUGUAUUAUUUGUUUUGCUUUUAGUGUAACAUUUUGUUCUUUGUGACCAGUGAAGUACUUGAGUUUUGGAAACAUCUCCAUGAAUAUUGUAGUCAUGUCAAAAACAUUGUCCUUUUUGUUUUUUUUUGGUUAGAAGUUGUGAGUCAAUAAGCAUAGUUAUUAUUUUUCUUUUUAGUUUUUAAUGUCUUCAUCAUAAUGAGUAACCAGCUCAUUUAAUGUAAAAAGCCAGGCCACUUAAUAACUGGGUUUGUCUUGAAGGGUGAUGACCAAUGUGAUACUGUAUUAUAAAACCUAAUCUGACCCUCCUGACAUUCCUGUGUAUUUGAAGUGGUCUUUUUUUCUUCAGUUGCAAUAUGUCGUUAGAUGUACGUCUUUUAUAUAUAUACAUAUACCUCGUCAGUUUGUGUGUGUGUGUAAGACAGAAUGAAUGUAUGAAAUGAUAAGUGGGGGGUCUAAUCAAACCCUUCAAUUUUUUAAAUGUAAAAUAUUGUGAAUGAAUUGGAAAAGCCUUAUUGUACCAUUUGUAUAUAAAUCUUUAAUAAAGUAAAAAAAAAUGUUUUUGUGUUUUGUUUUGUUUCUAAAUACAAUGUCCUGUUUGAAUUAUUGAAUUUAUAAUAAAGAUCAAAUAAAUUGGC
This is a messenger RNA of Biomphalaria glabrata, 4328 nucleotides long. RefSeq names its product G1/S-specific cyclin-D2-like. NCBI's taxonomy places the organism in Eukaryota, Metazoa, Mollusca, Gastropoda, Planorbidae. The coding region runs from base 202 to 1110 and encodes 302 amino acids. The record is from RefSeq and is a predicted model, not a curated record. Gene Ontology annotation, molecular function: cyclin-dependent protein serine/threonine kinase regulator activity. Gene Ontology annotation, cellular component: cyclin-dependent protein kinase holoenzyme complex; cytoplasm; nucleus. Gene Ontology annotation, biological process: positive regulation of G1/S transition of mitotic cell cycle; regulation of cyclin-dependent protein serine/threonine kinase activity; mitotic cell cycle phase transition. The transcript is spliced from 5 exons.